AUGGAGCUGCCUUUACUCGGCGAUACGCUGAUCGUGCUUGUGUCCCAGCUCAUUUUCUUCAUCGGAGGAUGGGUGUUUUUCGUGAAACAGUUGUUCCGCAACUACGAAAUACGGCAUGUGUUCGUACAGCUCAUCUUCUCAUCCACGUUGGCCCUUUCGCUGACUAUGUUCGAGCUGAUUAUUUUCGAAAUCAUCGGCUUCUUGGAUUCGACGUCACGCUACUUCCACUGGCGGUUGGGACUAACGCUGCUGCUCAUCAUGGUGAUCGCCGUGAUACCGUACUUGAUCGCAUAUUCCUGCAUCAGUAAUGUGCGAAUAGUGCCCGCCAGGUGGGUUCAACCGUUGACGACCCUCAUCUGGCUUUGCUAUCUGUACGGGUUCUGGCGCAUAGGCGAUCCGUUUCCACUGUUAAGCGUUAGCCGAGGUAUCUUCACGAUCGAGCAGGCAGUAUCACGCAUCGGUGUGGUCGGUGUCACCGUGAUGGCAAUACUCUCCGGAUUCGGUGCGGUGAACUAUCCGUACACCAGCAUGUCUUACUUCAUCCGCCCGGUCUUACAAAGCGAUGUGGUAAAUUUGGAGCGACGGUUGCUUCAGACGAUGGAUAUGAUACUGGUGAAGAAGAAGCGCAUCGCACUUGACCGUAGGAGGAACAAACCGAACCAGAAGCAAAGCAUCUGGGGCAUGAUAAGCAGUGUCACGCAAAGACCUGCCGGUGCAGAAAACAUUGGUCAGCUACGGUUAGAAAUUUCCGCCCUAGAAGAACUUUCCCGGCAACUCUUCCUCGAAGCGCACUCGAUGAAAAACAUGCAGGAACGGCAACGAUGGGCAGCUACACUGCAGGGCAAAUACUUUAACGUGCUGGGGCAUUUUUUUAGCCUGUACUGUUUGUGGAAAAUUUUCAUCUGCACAAUUAAUAUAAUCUUCGACCGGGUCGGCAAAAAGGAUCCGGUAACGCGCGGUAUCGAAAUUGCGGUGCACUGGUGUGGCUUCGAGAUGGACAUUGCGUUUUGGAGCCAGCAUGUUUCCUUCCUGCUCGUAGGCUGCAUCGUCGUCACCUCCAUCCGUGGCCUUUUGCUAACACUGACGAAGUUUUUCUACAAAAUUUCCUCUAGCAAAUCGUCCAACAUUAUCGUGCUGGUGCUCGCCCAGAUAAUGGGCAUGUACUUUUGCUCGUCCGUGCUGCUAAUGCGCAUGAACAUGCCCGCCGAGUAUCGGGUCAUCAUAACGGAGGUGCUGGGCGGUUUACACUUUAACUUUUACCACCGGUGGUUCGAUGUGAUCUUUUUGGUGAGCGCACUCGCGACCAUUGUCGUGCUGUAUUUGCUUCAUAAGCCGCCCAACGUUGACUCUAGCAUGUAA
Molecule: messenger RNA, 1359 nt
Organism: Anopheles marshallii
Lineage: Eukaryota; Metazoa; Arthropoda; Insecta; Diptera; Culicidae
Gene: GPHR
Product: Golgi pH regulator
Exons: 5
Coding region: 1-1359 (452 amino acids)
Biological process (GO): intracellular pH reduction
Cellular component (GO): Golgi cisterna membrane
Molecular function (GO): voltage-gated monoatomic anion channel activity
Source: RefSeq, a predicted model, not a curated record